GGCAGUCAUGAGGCUAAUGUGAUUUGUUUAUAGUAGCAAGAGUCCGACUGCGCUGACUUCUCUCAGCUCAAACUUCCCCCUUGGUUUAAAAAUGUCCUCCUUUCUUCUGAUUUUUUUGUCCUCCAUCGUCCUGGUGUGCAGGGCCAGCGCGUGUCCGUGUGAGAGACCGGAGCUCUGCCAGCAGAUCCGGGAGGAGAGAGACUUUGAGGUGUUUGUGUUUGACGUGGGUGGAAAAACAUGGAAGUCGUACAACUGGAGCAUGGUGACCACAGUGGCAACGUUUGGAAAAUAUGAUGCCGAGCUCAUGUGUUACGCUCACUCCAAAGGAGCACGGGUUGUACUUAAAGGUGACGUUCCCCUCUCCUACAUUAUGGAACAACAAAACAGGACAGCAUGGAUAGCAGAGAGGGUCAGCUUGGCCAAGAUUCAAUAUAUGGAUGGAAUCAACAUCGACAUCGAGCAAGCGGUGGACGAGGGCUCGCCGGAGUACUAUGCUUUGACAGCCCUGGUCAAAGAGACCACUGAGGCAUUCCACAGGGAGAUCCCAGGUUCACAGGUCUCAUUUGACGUUGCCUGGUCACCAAAUUGUAUCGACAAGCGCUGCUAUGACUACGUUGCCAUCGCUGAAUCCUGUGACCUGGUGUUCGUGAUGUCCUAUGAUGAACAGAGCCAGAUCAUGGGGGACUGUAUUGCGAUGGCAAAUGCCCCACUCUCUCAAACACUGAAUGCUUAUGACCAGUUUUUGAGUCUGAAGAUCGAUCCAAAGAAGCUGGUGAUGGGAGUGCCGUGGUACGGCUAUGACUACCCAUGCCUCAACUUUUCCCAGGAGGGAGUAUGUUCUCUAGAGAAAGUUCCUUUCCGUGGAGCUCCCUGCAGUGAUGCAGCCGGAAAACAGAAAACAUACAAGUGGAUCAUGACGCAGGUCAACAGCUCAUUGUCUGGCAGGCUCUGGGACGACAAGCAGAAAGCUCCUUACUUCAACUACAAGGAUCUGCAAGGACAGAUGCAUCAGGUUUGGUACGAUGACCCACAGAGUAUUUGUCCCAAGGCGGAAUCGGUGAAAUCUAAGGGUUUGAGAGGCAUUGGCAUGUGGAAUGGCAACAUCCUAGACUACGGUGAUGAACCAGUCGCCAGGCAGCAGUCUGCGAUGAUGUGGAAUGCACUCUUAGGAUGCUAGCUGGGAUACACUUAACACUGCUGCAGAAAUUUCCAUCACCCCUCCUGAUUGUUGCUAAGUCAAUAUAUCCCUUUGUAGCAGUAAUGGAGUGUGGCCUCCUCCUGUUCAAGGAUGCAUACUUGCACUUAAGAUUUUACUGUGUCUUUUACUGCUGUUAUUGAAUGUGGUGACGUCUGACAUUCCUCUGUGCAAACUGAAAUAACUGGUUCUCUGAAAAAAAAAAAAGACAACCAAUCUUUUUAAUGUGACACCAACAGUAAUUUUGUCUGACCGAUACUGGGCUUACUGAAAUCUUUGCACUUUAUGCUUUUCAUAAAUAAACAUUUUCUGAUGAA
Molecule: messenger RNA, 1512 nt
Organism: Epinephelus lanceolatus (giant grouper)
Lineage: Eukaryota; Metazoa; Chordata; Actinopteri; Perciformes; Serranidae
Gene: ctbs
Product: chitobiase, di-N-acetyl-
Biological process (GO): oligosaccharide catabolic process
Molecular function (GO): hydrolase activity, hydrolyzing O-glycosyl compounds; chitin binding
Source: RefSeq, a predicted model, not a curated record